AUGUCUAUCUCGAUUGUGCCAUCAUCAUCAUCAUCAUCAUCAUCAUCAUCAUCAUCAUCAUCAUCAUCAUCAUCAUCAUCAUCAUCAUCAUCAUCAUCAUCAUCAUCAUCAUCAUCAUCAUCAUCAUCAUCAUCAUCAUCAUCAUCAUCAUCAUCAUCAUCAUCAUCAUCAUCAUCAUCAUCAUCAUCAUCAUCAUCAUCAUCAUCAUCAUCAUCAUCAUCAUCAUCAUCAUCAUCAUCAUCAUCAUCAUCAUCAUCAUCAUCAUCAUCAUCAUCAUCAUCAUCAUCAUCAUCAUCAUCAUCAUCAUCAUCAUCAUCAUCAUCAUCAUCAUCAUCAUCAUCAUCAUCAUCAUCAUCAUCAUCAUCAUCAUCAUCAUCAUCAUCAUCAUCAUCAUCAUCAUCAUCAUCAUCAUCAUCAUCAUCAUCAUCAUCAUCAUCAUCAUCAUCAUCAUCAUCAUCAUCAUCAUCAUCAUCAUCAUCAUCAUCAUCAUCAUCAUCAUCAUCAUCAUCAUCAUCAUCAUCAUCAUCAUCAUCAUCAUCAUCAUCAUCUCCAUCUCAUUGUCUCAUGGAUGAAUCAGGAAAAUGUAACUGGGGGAAUUCAGAACCAAAUUAUUCAGAGGUUGAAAAUAAAGAUGUAAAUAGUGGAGGAUGUGCUGCAGGAGGAGGAGGAGUUGGUGGUGGUGGCGGCGCCGCUGGUGGUGGUGGUGGUAACAAUGCUACUGGGAUGCGUAAUUUUAGACAAGCACUUAAAAUGCCGAAAGUAACACAUCAUUUCCUUGAAUUCCUUCAACCAGAUACAAGACUCUUCAAUACAGUUCUGGUCCCUGUUCCACCAGGCGAUGAGUCUAUACAAGCAUUACGCGUUGUAGCUUCAACAAUUCUCAUUUCACUUCACUCGAUUGCUGCACCAACAACCCAUCCAUCAGUCAGCACUUCUAGUUGUGAAAUCGGAGACAGUAAUUUGACACGACACUCAACUAUUAAUAACUAG
This is a messenger RNA of Trichobilharzia szidati, 990 nucleotides long. The record is from the annotation of a GenBank genome assembly. NCBI's taxonomy places the organism in Eukaryota, Metazoa, Platyhelminthes, Trematoda, Strigeidida, Schistosomatidae.